AUGCAUGUAUACAUCCUAUUGGUUGUAACCAUUGGAUAUUUAAUUAUUGUGGGAGUAGUUGGUUGGAAAUUAUUAAAAAAAUACAGCCAUAAAGAUGAGAAAAAUCAUUUUAUAUACUCAUUUGCAAAGCUGAUCAUAAUUUUCGGGUAUGUACAAUGUAUGGUAAUGGGAGUACUUCUAGUACCAAUAGAUUACCACUUAGAUAUGCUAAGUUAUAUGAAAAGGUAUUUGGACUCAUUCCAAUUAUGUAGAAUCGUAUAUUGGAUUUCAUGGAUCCAUAUUUUUGCCUUAACACCAUGUUUAAUAGUAAUAUAUUUAGAUGUAACAAAAGAAGUGGCAACAGCAGACAAUUAUAGGAAGCGUGUAAAUAAAAAGAAGACUCAUCAAUGCAAGAUUUAUUCUACAAAGACGUGUAUAAAUAAAGGAAGUUUAAUUUGCAAAAAGGUGUUAUUCGUUUUGAUUCUUUUUACAUUUUUAUCAUUAUUUAUUUUCUUUUUAACGUACUUAUAUUUUAAAAAACUAAGUUUAUCUUUAAAUGCAGAAGAGUGUGAAUUAUGGUAUCCCUAUUUGGAGAAGACAAAUAAAAAGGAUCUCCUAUUACUUAAUUUAAGAAAAAAAGAAAAUUGCAAAAAUAUUGGAAAGGAAAAUAUUCGAAUAUAUUUUAACUUGAAUUUUAACGACUAUGUAAUUAUUUUUAUGUCUUUCCUUGGAUCUAUUUGUUUUUCGUUUUAUGGUGCUGUUGGUUUGGUGUCGCUACCGUUUAAUUUAAUUCUCCCCUACAUCUGCCAAUGCAGGGAAAGGAGAUCGAAACUGCUCAGUAGCGCGGACCCAAUGGGUCAAUUCAAGCAAAUGGGACAAGCUAGUCAAAUGGGACAAGCUAGCCAAAUGGGAAAAACUAGCCAAAUGGGACAAGCUAGCCAAAUGGGAAAAACUAGCCAAAUGGGACAACCAAGCCAUAUAGGCAAUGUCAACUCCGUGGAGGAAGCACAAUUUAAAGCAGAACUUUACGACAUCAAUAGAAAAGCAAAAGAUCUUCUUAAAAUCACAGAUUCUGUGGAAAUGAAUAGAGAGAGAGCAAAUCGGUCUAAUUAUUUUAAAUCUAUUUUACAAAAUAUAAAAUAUAAAAGAGAAAAGCAAAUACUUAAUCAUAUGGUGUACAAAUUAGAAAUGAAAUACGAAAAUUUGGUGGAUCACUACAACAACCCGAUUAGCACAUUAUAUUCCCUUGUUCUUCUCCUCCUUGGGAUCAUUUUUUUAUUCACCUCUGUUAUUAUCAUUGUCCAAAUUAUUUUGUGCAUUAUAGUACAUUUCAAUGUACGAGGGAAAACGUUCCUUCGCUUACACCAACUAUGGGAUUCUCAGCAUAAAGUUCUCUCAAGCAAGGAUUUAACUUCUGUUUCUCUGAUAAUCUACAGUUUUGUAAGCACAUACCUCUUUGCUUGCUCCUUUUCUGGAUAUUCUUACAUCAGUUCCAAGCUAAAGAUUGGACUUCAUUUAUUACUAGAGAAGAAGAAUACCUACAUCUACACUAUUCUGAUGAAUACAUGUCUCUUAAUGUUUAUGUCAUCCGGAUGGUCAACCCUUUCCCUGAAUUUCUUCCCGGUCUACACAAAAGGAACAGGCAUCUUUACUUUUUUCGACUUAGUCUUUAAAAAUCUCAGAUUUAUUGGGAAAAUGUACGAAAUGAACGCAUUCCUAUACUUAAUGUUGGUUGUUAGUGUCAUAACCAUUCUUAUGUUUUGUCUAUCCGAGAAGUGCAAGAUUUUUUCUGCAUUUAUGCCAUUCACAUUUCAGGAAUUUAUGAAAGAAGAAGAGGGUAGUACAAACCAGGAUGCAGAGUUUAUCGAUGAGCUAGACUCCGAUUUAGAUUCAGACUUAGAAAACUGUGUCUCAUCGAGAAACACUGACAAGGAACCGAGAAGGAACACAAAAUUAUUUAAAUAA
Molecule: messenger RNA, 1944 nt
Organism: Plasmodium gonderi
Lineage: Eukaryota; Apicomplexa; Aconoidasida; Haemosporida; Plasmodiidae
Exons: 5
Coding region: 1-1944 (647 amino acids)
Molecular function (GO): oxidoreductase activity, acting on metal ions
Source: RefSeq, a predicted model, not a curated record